Messenger RNA from Danaus chrysippus (African queen), 393 nucleotides. The record is from the annotation of a GenBank genome assembly. NCBI's taxonomy places the organism in Eukaryota, Metazoa, Arthropoda, Insecta, Lepidoptera, Nymphalidae.
AUGGCUGAUUCUGAAGCAUCUGUCAAUCCCAAAGCCUAUCCUCUAGCUGACACGGCUCUAACAGCUAAGAUUUUAAACCUCGUGCAGCAAGCGGCUAACUACAAGCAGUUACGCAAAGGUGCCAAUGAGGCCACCAAGACCCUGAACAGAGGUCUGUCCGAGUUCAUCAUUAUGGCGGCGGACGCCGAACCGCUGGAGAUCGUUCUGCACAUUCCAAUUCUUUGCGAAGAUAAGAACGUGCCUUAUGUGUUCGUUAGAUCCAAACAAGCGUUGGGUCGAGCCUGCGGAGUGUCGCGGCCCAUAGUGGCGUGCUCCAUCACCAUCAAUGAGGGCUCACAGCUCAAGCCGCAGAUACAAAGUAUUCAGCAAGAGAUAGAGAGACUCUUAGUGUGA